AACAAAAUCAAUAAACAAAUACAGUGUUUCUAAAUAUUUUCCGAAUAAAACAGUGCAAAUUUUGUGACUUAUUAAAUAUUAAAAGUAUUAGAAAGAUGACCUCGAAAAUCUUCAUACUCACUGAACUUUGUUUUUUAAUAACGCUACUGAUGCCACAAAAUAUUUUCGUGCAAUCAAAAGACAUUCACCAAAGUACUAUUAAAUUGGCAAAUCGACACAAAGAUGACACGAUUAUAUUUCCUGGAGAAAAGAGACACGUGCCCCCCGCUUGCAAAGGAUCCACUUAUUGUGAGAACGUAGACUCUUAUCCCGAAGAUAUAGUGAAUAGGGCGCUUCGAAUAAACGAAAGCAUUAAAUAUCUUUCUAGUGUAGAUGGAGUUGAUAUAGGACAGAGGCUCAUGCCAAACGAUGAACUAUCCCUUUGCGUAGCUGAUGAGCAAAUUAUAUUUCCACAAUCGGCGGAGAACAAAGACAAUGAAUGGAAAUUCAUCGCGAAUCAAAAAAAUUUCAAACAGGGCAUACGGAUUGAGAAGUGUAGAACGGAGGGCGCCAGCUGUAGCGUGAUAAGUGGACUUGCUGCAGGUUACGAAACAAGUUGCAAGCAAAAAUUCAUUUUUAGAGAAUUGUUAUCAAUAUCGGAAAACGGUAGUGUUGCUCCAGAUAUUUUCCGAUUCCCAGCGAGUUGUUGCUGUUUUGCAACACUCACUGGAAAUCUACUUACAAGAAUGGGUAUAGGGCAGCAAAGUCAAAUUACAUCUACUACAGCACCUAUUAAAAAUAGAUGAAUAAAUUGAAAAAUAUUUUACUAUACAGUUUUGACAUAAUAUGCAUGUAUAAAUACAUAUACAUAUAUACAUACAUACAUAUAUAUAUAUACAUAUAUACAUAUAUAUAUAUAUGUAUAUAUGUGUGUGAAUAUGUAAAGAAAAUAUAAAACAACUCAUGUAAGAUAAGUUUAUCAGCUUAUUGUUAGCUGUUGGAUCUAAACUUAUAAGAAAUUAAAAUACUCGUAGGCAUUUUUCCGAUCAUCCAUAUUUUAUGGAUAUUCGAAUACUAAUUUAGAAGAACAGUGUAUUGAUACAUGUACAUAUCUAAACAUUUAAAGUACAAUUUAUCUAAAUGUGUUUAUACUUCCUUUCUUAUAAUUAUACAUUUUUUACAAUUGCAAAAAGUUUUGUAGUAGGAAUGAAACGACUUUAUAUCAUGUGAUACUAUUUGAUAUGUUAGUGACAUUGAUAAUGUGAUUCUUAGUUUAAGAAUAUUGUUUCUUAUGUACUCAUUCACCAGCUAUAUCUUACAUAAAACAAAGAUUAUAAUGUUUAUAUUUGUUAUGAAAAAUAUGUAAUAUAAACAAGAUGAAACAAUAUACUCCACAAAAACAUAUGGAAAAUAUAUGUAUAUUUACAUCCAAAGGAUCCAUUUUGUUCUAAUUUGUCAAUACGCGAGUUUAUUCUUACACAUUAAAUACAGUACUUACAAUUUUA
Bombus huntii is the source of this 1484-nucleotide messenger RNA. RefSeq names its product protein spaetzle-like. The transcript is spliced from 6 exons. Gene Ontology annotation, cellular component: extracellular region. Gene Ontology annotation, molecular function: Toll binding; growth factor activity. The record is from RefSeq and is a predicted model, not a curated record. NCBI's taxonomy places the organism in Eukaryota, Metazoa, Arthropoda, Insecta, Hymenoptera, Apidae. The coding region runs from base 96 to 785 and encodes 229 amino acids. Gene Ontology annotation, biological process: innate immune response; central nervous system formation; regulation of Toll signaling pathway.